UACAACUAUAAAAAUACUUCGUGCGUUUCGAUAUGUAUUCAGUUCUGGUUAGAUACACUUUGAGAUCAGUUGAAUUCUUGUUUCUGAAAUCGAUAUAUCAAAAAUGAAAAUUAUCCUGUUUAUUUUUGGCUUUUGCGUUUGCGUUGGUGCUCUGACGAUUGAAGAAUUAAAAACUAGAUUACAUGCUGAGCAAUCAGCUUGCAGCACAGAAACUGGUAUUGACCAACAAAAAGCAAAUGACAUUGUUCAAGGCAAUGUCGAUGUGGAAGAUAAGAAAGUUCAAUUGUACAGUGAAUGUAUAUUAAAAAGUUUAACGUUGUUACUUGACAAAAACGGAGUGUUUAAGCCGCAAGGAAUCGUACAAGUCAUGGAAUUACUUAUAGACGAGAAUGCUGUUAAACAAUUAGUCUCCGAAUGUUCAGCCAUCUCUGAAACCAAUGUACAUUUGAAAGCAAGUAAGUUAGUACAGUGUUUUUCGAAAUAUAAAACGAUGAAAGCUGUAGACUUUCUCUAAACGUCCAAACGAAAAAGAAUUCAUAUCAAAAG
Molecule: messenger RNA, 546 nt
Organism: Apis florea (little honeybee)
Lineage: Eukaryota; Metazoa; Arthropoda; Insecta; Hymenoptera; Apidae
Gene: Obp14
Product: odorant binding protein 14
Molecular function (GO): odorant binding
Source: RefSeq, a predicted model, not a curated record